UUUGGUAAAAGAAUUGCAGGGGCAAUAUAAUAAAAGGCUUGAAAGCCUUAAACCCUAGUCACCCUCAUUUCCCAAACCACAGACACCACCGAACAACUAGAACCCACCCACCCAAAGACACAGCCUUUUCAAUAAACUUGAUUGUUUUGAAGCUAACAAAGCUUUUGCUUUUCUGUGGGUGGGUUUUUGGAGCCUUUCGUCAAUGGCUCUUUACUUGUUGUUCGAGUCAUCUUCUGGAUAUGCACUGUUCCUGGCUCAGGGGCUCGAUGAAAUCGGUCAGAACACAGAGGCUGUUAAGAACUCGGUUGCGGAUCUGAACCGGUUCGGUAAGGUGGUCCAACUCACUGCUUUUCAGCCUUUUGAAUCCGCUCUUGAUGGUCUAAAACAAUGCAACUCCGUUUCUGAAGGGCUUAUGACUGAUGAGUUGAGGAGUUUUUUAGAGCUGAAUCUUCCUAAAGUCAAGGAAGGCAAGAAGUCCAAGUUCAGUCUCGGAGUUGCCGAGCCUAAGCUUGGUUCCCACAUCUCUGAGACAACUAAAAUGACUUGUCAGAGUGGAGAGUUUGUUCUUGAGCUCCUUCGUGGUGUGCGGUUGCAUUUUGAUAAGUUUAUCAAGGACCUAAAGCCUGGGGACUUGGAAAAAGCUCAGCUUGGUCUGGCACAUAGUUACAGCAGAGCAAAGGUUAAGUUCAAUGUCAACCGAGUUGACAAUAUGGUUAUUCAAGCAAUUUUCCUUCUUGAUACUCUUGACAAGGAUAUCAAUUCCUUUUCCAUGAGAGUGAGGGAAUGGUACUCUUGGCAUUUCCCUGAGUUGGUAAAGAUUGUCAACGAUAAUUAUCUCUAUGCUAGAGUUGCAAAGCUUAUAGAGGACAAGUCAAAAUUGUCUGAAGAACACUUCCCUGCCUUAACUGAGAUACUUGGAGAUGAGGACAAAGCAAAAGAAAUUGUAGAAGCUGGCAAAGCAUCAAUGGGACAGGAUUUGACCCCAGUUGAUUUGAUUAAUGUUCAGCUAUUUGCUCAGAGGGUAAUGGAUCUUGCUGAGUACAGAAAGAAUCUUUAUGAUUAUCUAGUGACUAAGAUGAAUGACAUUGCACCAAAUUUGGCAUCAUUGAUUGGGGAAGUUGUUGGUGCCCGGUUGAUUUCUCAUGCUGGUAGUCUUACAAAUUUGGCAAAGUGCCCCUCUUCCACUCUUCAGAUUCUUGGUGCAGAGAAGGCCCUCUUCAGGGCACUGAAAACACGGGGAAACACACCCAAGUAUGGUCUAAUUUUUCAUUCAUCUUUCAUUGGUCGAGCAUCUGCAAGAAACAAAGGCCGAAUGGCACGCUAUCUUGCAAACAAGUGUUCCAUUGCAUCUCGCAUAGAUUGUUUUGCAGAGAGGGGCACCACUGUUUUUGGGGAGAAACUGCGGGAACAAGUGGAAGAACGACUUGAAUUCUAUGACAAGGGUGUUGCACCUCGAAAAAACAUUGAUGUGAUGAAGUCUGCAAUUGAAACUACUCAGAGUAAAGAUGUAGAAAUGGAAGAAACACAACCAGAUGAAGCAUCCACAAAGAAAAGCAAGAAAAAGAAAUCAAAAACUGAAGAAGCCCCAGCUGCUGCUACAAAUAGAGAUGCCUCAGAGGAUGCUAAGUCAGAGAACAAAAAGAAAAAAGAGAAAAGAAAAAUGGAGCAAGAGCUGAGUCAGGAAGAGGAGAAAACAAAUGGUGUAAACGGGGAUGUUACCGAGCAGGAUGGGAAAGCCAAGAAGAAGAAAAAGAAGAGUAAAGAUGAAGCAGCUGCAAAGGAAACUAAAAGGAAAAAGAAAUUAUCCCAAGAGUGAAUUUAUCAAUAUUUGCUAAAUUUUGUCUAAUGCAAGCUCGUAGCUGUAGAAAUGGUUAUGUCCUUUUUUUUUUUUUAAACUUUGUAUUAUGAACCAAUUUAGGUGCCUGACAAAAUUUGACAAUUGUUGAACUUUCUUCUAUAUUUGAAAAUGUAUUUGUUGUCUUAAUUCAUAAAAAAUUUGGCCUACCUUUUGGUUGAA
This is a messenger RNA of Durio zibethinus, 2017 nucleotides long. Its product is annotated as nucleolar protein 56-like. Gene Ontology annotation, cellular component: box C/D methylation guide snoRNP complex; small-subunit processome. The record is from RefSeq and is a predicted model, not a curated record. Gene Ontology annotation, molecular function: snoRNA binding. NCBI's taxonomy places the organism in Eukaryota, Viridiplantae, Streptophyta, Magnoliopsida, Malvales, Malvaceae.